Metarhizium acridum CQMa 102 is the source of this 3762-nucleotide messenger RNA. The record is from RefSeq and is a predicted model, not a curated record. Lineage: Eukaryota; Fungi; Ascomycota; Sordariomycetes; Hypocreales; Clavicipitaceae.
AUGACACCCUCUGCCAUCUUAAAUCUGACACCAGACUCUCUUCCUGCGAGAGCUCGUAUUCUUGUCCCUGAGAAAGUCUCGCCUGACGGCCUUGCUCUGCUUACGCCCCAUUAUGAUGUCGAUGUCAAGCUGGGACUUUCCGCCGAAGAACUCAUUUCUAUUAUCCCUAGCUAUCAGGGUCUUAUCGUUAGAUCAGAAACCAAAGUCACACCAGAGGUGUUGCAAGCAGGGAAGAAGCUCAAGGUGGUGGCACGUGCUGGUGUUGGUGUCGACAACAUCAAUGUGCCAGCGGCUACGACGCAAGGCAUCAUCGUCAUCAACUCUCCUGCAGGCAAUAUCUUGGCAGCCGCCGAGCACACCAUUGCCCUACUGCUAGCGACGGCCAGGAAUGUUGGCCGUGCCGAUGGGACCAUCAAAGAAGGAAAAUGGGAGCGUAGCAAGCUCGUUGGAGUGGAAGUUGGUCGGAAGACGCUCGGGAUCGUUGGCCUAGGCAAAGUUGGCCUGAAUGUUGCCAGAAUGGCCAAGGGCUUGGGAAUGCAGGUCAAGGCCGUCGAUCCCUAUGCCAGUGCUGAUCUUGCUCGCCAAGCAGGCGUUGAGCUCGUACCAAGCCUCAAGGACGUGCUACCGCAGGUUGAUUUCCUCACCAUUCACACACCGCUGCUGGCAACGACAAUGGAUCUGAUUGGUGAGGCAGAGCUAAAGACAAUGAAGAAGACGGCUCGGAUUCUUAACGUCGCCCGAGGUGGAGUUUACAAUGAAGCCGCGCUGCUCAAGGGCUUAGACGAGGGAUGGAUUGCUGGCGCAGGCUUGGAUGUCUUCACAACUGAGCCUCUUCGGCCUGACUCCGUCGCUGCGCAGCUCGCCAGGCAUCCCAAGACCGUGGCCACACCACAUCUAGGGGCUUCCACAGUAGAAGCACAGGAAAACGUAUCCAUGGACGUAUGUACACAGAUGCUUGAGAUCCUGCGUGGUGGCCUGCCGACAAGUGCCGUCAAUGCCCCCAUAAUCUUGCCGGAAGAGUACCGUAAGCUUCAACCUGCGGUGCAAUUGGUCGAGAAAAUGGGACGCCUCUAUACUCAACACUUCGUCAAGGUCAAGGGAGGCAUGAUUGGCGAUCGCAAGUUCGAGCUUAUCUAUCGCGGUGAUCUGGCUGGGAUGCCCAAUACGAAGCCACUCUUUGCUGCCCUCGUCAAGGGCCUUGUAGCGUCGUUUAGCGACUCCCACGUCAAUAUCGUCAAUGCCGCUCUUAUCGCUAAAGAGAAGGGUAUUGUAAUCAAUGAGACACACGCACACCAAUCGAAAGACAUGACUUUUUUAAACCUGGUGACCUUGAAGUCGAUUGCCGAGGGGCCAAUCGGGGGCAAAACAGAGCAAAUCAUCGAGGGAUAUGCUUCCGACAAGAGGGUUUAUAUUUCAAAAUUGGAUUGCUUCAACGCAACCUUCAGUCCUGAGGGUACUCUGAUUAUUCUUCACAAUUACGAUGAACCUGGCAAGAUUGGUGGAGUGGGCAUGGUCCUCGGCUCUCAUGGCAUUAACAUUCGAUACAUGCAGGUGGCCAGUCUUGAUGCAGAAGCCCGACAGGGUCACAACACGCCCCCGACUCAGAAGGACAAUGAGGCUCUUAUGAUUCUGGGAGUCGAUGGCGAAGUUGACGCAAAAGUUAUGGAGGGGUUGCGCAAGUCAGAAGCACAACCCCAACCAACAUGCCACUUGACUGACUGGGCAAUGGGGGUGGACUUGCAUACAUCCGUGGAGACCUCAGUUUGGACUCCACUGCAACGCUGUCAUAAUUGGGAUGAUGUUCGUCAGCCCGUCCACACGAGUCUCAAGAAGAAACUCUCUUGUCGAAAGCGUACGACAGUCUCAACCCCGCCCUUCGUCGCUGAACCUAGCUUCUUGUGUGCGGUAAAGUCACAGCAGUGCUGUCUCAAGCAUCAACUGUCGGACUUUCUCAACCCCACGAGCGCAACAACUGUUUGUCUGGGUAAUCAUCUCCCCGCUUCCGAUACCGAGUAUUCCUUACGGCCGACUAUGCAGCGCAACGCUGGUUCUGGAGGCCUUGCAAGCUUUCGAACAUGCGUCCUUGGGAUGGGCCGUGUGCUAGGCGUUGGCUUGUCGUCUGUCACAGCUGCGCCAUUGGUCCAGACAGAGCCGCAUGGUCAUGAUGACCCCGAAGGCACAUCGGUGUGGGUGCUUUAUGUUGCCUCAAUGGCCCUCGUGUUACUCGGCGGGGCUUUUGCUGGCUUAACUAUUGCCUUGAUGGGGCAGGAUAGCAUUUAUCUACAAGUCGUGUCUGGCGAUCCAAUGGAACCGCAAUACAAGAAUGCCAAGAGAGUAUUGAGCUUGUUGAACAAGGGCAAGCAUUGGGUUCUCGUUACUUUGCUCCUUGCCAACGUUAUUGUGAACGAAUCGUUGCCUGUUGUCCUCGACAGGACAUUGGGUGGCGGUGUUGCUGCUGUUGUCGGCAGUACCGUUCUCAUUGUCAUCUUUGGCGAAAUCGUCCCUCAGUCUAUCUGCGUCCGCUACGGCCUGCCGAUUGGUGGGUAUAUGUCGCAACCUGUUCUCAUAUUAAUGUACCUCAUGAGCCCCGUUGCGUGGCCAACCGCGAAGCUGCUUGAUUGGAUCCUCGGCGAGGACCAUGGCACAGUGUAUAAAAAGAGUGGCCUCAAGACCCUUGUCACUCUUCACAAGUCUCUUGGAGAACUAUCCGAGCGGCUAAAUCAAGACGAAGUAACUAUAAUCACCGCUGUCCUAGACCUCAAGGACAAGCCCGUAUCAGAGGUCAUGACUCCCAUGACCGAUGUGUACACUCUGGCUGAGGAUCACGUUUUGGAUGAAAAGACAAUGGAUAAUAUUCUGUCGUCCGGUUACUCCCGCAUCCCGAUUUAUCGCUCAGGCAAUCCCACAGACUUUGUCGGCAUGCUCCUUGUCAAGACUCUCAUCACAUACGACCCAGAAGACAGAAUACCUGUCCGAGAAAUUCCUCUUGGGGCCAUUGUUGAGACCAGACCAGAAACCAGCUGCUUGGAUAUUAUCAACUUUUUCCAGGAAGGCAAAUCUCACAUGGUCUUGGUAUCGGAUCAUCCCGGAUCCGACCACGGUGCUUUGGGCGUCGUUACAUUGGAGGAUGUCAUUGAGGAGCUUAUUGGAGAGGAAAUCGUGGACGAAUCAGACGUGUAUGUUGAUGUACACAAGGCCAUUCGGCGUCUGACACCGGCUCCUCGAGCCCGGCGCAUUCACGCUGAAGCUGGCGCUGCUGCCGUGGGCCGGAAACCAGGAGAUGGCGCAGCCCUGGUCCACAUUGCAGAAAACCUUGAUGCUCCCGAGCCCUUGGUUGGUUCACCUGGAGCGAUGAGCGACGGAGUUCCAGAAAGGGCUGCCAAGACGGCGACCUUCAUGAAACGACGCGGCUCUGCUGGACCAGAUGGCACACCCAACAACAAACCCGUGCCCUUCAAGGCAUCAUUAGACGAAAUGAAACAGCAACUUCGACACCUGGCUCCUUCGAAUCGUGCGGCUAACCCUCGAAAUACUCGCACCAAUGUGUUCAAGAUUAAACAAGGCCUCAGUGUGACGACUUUUGUUGCGGGUGACGGUAAUAGCAGACUGGUUGACGGGCCGGUGCCUAAACAGGACGAUGUCACAGACGGCGAUGAGACAACACCUCUUCUCAACGCGAUCAGCUUGAAUGGCAGCGGACCAGAGAACGGGUACGGAUCCGACAAGUCAAAAAAGGACGAAGCUAGACCCAAAACGCCAUAA